Acanthosepion pharaonis is the source of this 873-nucleotide messenger RNA. Lineage: Eukaryota; Metazoa; Mollusca; Cephalopoda; Sepiida; Sepiidae. The record is from the annotation of a GenBank genome assembly.
AUGCAUUUCCUUCUUCCUUUCUUUCUAUUUUUCUUUCUAUUUAGCUCUAUGCAUUUCCUUCUUUCUUUCUUUCUAUUUUUCUUUCUAAUUAGCUCUAUGCAUUUCCUUCUUCCUUUCUUUCUAUUUCUCUUUCUAUUUUGCUCUAUGCAUUUCCUUCUUCCUUUCUUUCUAUUUUUCUUUCUAUUUUGUUCUAUGCAUUUCCUUCUUUCUUUCUAUUUUUCUUUCUAUUUUGCUCUAUGCAUUUCCUUGUUUCUUUCUUUCUAUUUUUCUUUCUAUUUAGCUCUAUGCAUUUCCUUUUUGUUCUAUGAAUUUCCUUCUUUCUUUCUUUCUAUUUUUCUUUCUAUUUUGUUCUAUGAAUUUCCUUCUUCCUUUCUUUCUAUUUCUCUUUCUAUUUUGCUCUAUGCAUUUCCUUCUUCCUUUCUUUCUAUUUUCUCUCUAUUUUGCUCUAUGCAUUUCCUUCUUCCUUUCUUUCUAUUUUCUUUCUAUUUUGUUCUAUGCAUUUCCUUCUUUCUUUGUUUCUUUCUAUUUUUCUUUCUAUUUAGCUCUAUGCAUUUCCUUCUUUCUUUCUUUCUAUUUUUCUUUCUAUUUAGCUCUAUACAUUUCCUUCUUCCUUUCUUUCUAUUUCUCUUUCUAUUUUGCUCUAUGCAUUUCCUUCUUCCUUUCUUUCUAUUUUUCUUUCUAUUUUGCUCUAUGCAUUUCCUUCUUCCUUUCUUUCUAUUUUUCUUUCUAUUUGCUCUAUGCAUUUCCUUCUUCCUUUCUUUCUAUUUUUCUUUCUAUUUAGCUCUAUGCAUUUCCUUCUUUCUUUCUUUCUAUUUUUCUUUCUAUGUAGCUCUAUGCAUUUCCUUCUUCCUUUCUUUCUAUUUCUCUUUCUAA